Molecule: messenger RNA, 3360 nt
Organism: Egretta garzetta (little egret)
Lineage: Eukaryota; Metazoa; Chordata; Aves; Pelecaniformes; Ardeidae
Gene: TACC1
Product: transforming acidic coiled-coil containing protein 1
Exons: 13
Biological process (GO): mitotic spindle organization; cell population proliferation; cerebral cortex development
Cellular component (GO): cytoplasm
Source: RefSeq, a predicted model, not a curated record
CUCGGCAGCUCGGACUCCGAAGGUAAUUUUGAGACCCCUGAAGCAGAAACGCCGACCCGCUCGCCACUAAAGGAGUUCUGCGAGCCGCCGCCGGGAUCGCCCGAGGCCGGGGCCCAAGAGCCAAGUGGCCAUGGUGACCUGCUGGUAGGGGAAGCCCGCUGGGACCGCUCGCCUGGGAAGCACCCCAAAGAUGAGGCUCAACUGGAGGUCGGAGCCGCUAAAGCCAAAUCGGAUACUAAAGGGGAGUCCAACCCCGAAGACUCCACCCUGAGGGUCCCGAAACCCGAGGUUGAUGGUACAGAAGGGGGAGAGAGCGCAGAGGCCAGGAGAGCUGCACCCAGGAAGGGCAGCAGGAUCCCAGCCAGCAAGCUGACGCCGAAGAGACACCGAGCGCCGCCCAAGAAGCCAGGGGAGGGCGCGGAGAGGGGUCCCACGGAGCCACCGCCUCCCCGGGGCUCCCCCCGGCUGGGUCCUGCACUCUGGGACAGCCCAGGUCUCAACACCUUUGGUGGCAGCUCAGCGCUGGAACACUCGCCGACUCUUCCCAAGGGCUCUUACCAGUUCGAUCCCGACAACUUUGACUCCGUGGAUCCCUUUAAGCCCACCAAGACCCUCGCCAGCACCGCCGCCGACUCCUGCCCCACUGCCGAUAACAGCCUCAAUGAAAUCCUCGAGUCUCAGACGCUGGAGGUGCAGGACGAUCUCCUGAAAGGCAGAGACUCCCCAAAGAAGCCCAAGUCGCGCCUGAUAACCAUGCCGACCCGCAGCGCCUUUAACCACCUGCAAGUGCGGCGGCUAACGGCGGGGGAGCGGGUUGCUGUGCAAUCCAGGUCCCUGCAGAGAGGGGAUGAAGGAGCGUUGAUCUCAGAAAUCCCAGAUAUUGCAAAUCGGGAUGGACAUGCCACUGACGAGGAGAAGCUGGCCUCUACCACCUCCACGCAGAAACCAGCUGGGCUGGAGAAGAAGGGUGAGCCCGAGGAUGACCUGGAGUACUUCGAGUGCUCAAAUGUUCCUGUGCCGGCGGCGAAGCACAGCACGGAGGCAGGCUUCGAAAAGGAGAUCUCCAAGCAGACGGGUAGGGGGGAGCCUGGGUGCUUCCCCCCCCAGGGCAAUCCCGGGCUGUGCUCCACGGACAAGUCCCCCGCAGCGGCCACCAGCAGGAGCGAGAGUCCCCUGGAUGGCAUCUGCCUCAGCGAAGCCGAGAAGACGGCCGUGCUCACGCUCAUCAGAGAGGAGAUAAUCACAAAGGAGAUCGAAGCAAACCAGUGGAAGAAGAAAUAUGAAGAGAGCCGCCAGGAAGUCUUAGAGAUGAGGAAAAUCGUGGCUGAGUACGAGAAGACCAUUGCCCAGAUGAUAGAGGACGAGCAGAGGACAAACAUGACGUCUCAGAAGAACCUGCAGCAGCUCACGAUGGAAAAGGACCAGGCUCUGGCAGACCUAAACUCAGUGGAGAGGUCCCUGUCGGAUCUCUUCCGGAGAUACGAAAACCUGAAGGGCGUCCUAGAAGGCUUUAAGAAGAAUGAAGAAGCUCUGAAGAAGUGUGCUCAGGAUUAUUUAACCCGCGUCAAGCAAGAAGAGCAGCGGUAUCAGGCCCUGAAAGUCCACGCAGAAGAAAAAUUGGACAAAGCCAACGAGGAGAUCGCCCAGGUGCGCACGAAGGCCAAAGCAGAGAGCGCGGCGCUGCACGCGGGGCUGCGCAAGGAGCAGAUGAAGGUGGAGUCCCUGGAGAGAGCCCUGCAGCAGAAGAACCAGGAGAUUGAGGAGCUGACCAAGAUCUGCGAUGAGCUGAUAGCCAAGCUGGGAAAGGCAGACUGAGUCUCACCCCCCCUCGUCCAGCACUCUGCACUUGGCCGCUUUUCUCGUAACGUCAAGCACCUUGCCUUAUUACCCAGGAACCCCCCCAGCAGAGAAGCACACGCGCCCAGCUCCUGCUCCGCUUGGCUGCUGGACCCCGCGGUCCCACCUGCAGAGCCGGUCCCCACGCUGUCCCCGUCUCUGUUUGCCAAGGGCUCUGGGGCUGGGUUCCCCGCCAUCAGGCUGGGCGCGCGUGUCCCUCCCGGGGACAGCAGCAAGCGGCCGCCGCGCUGCCCGUCUGCGCGGGUGCCACUGCCCAGCUGGGAGGUGACACCCCGGGCUCUGUCCCCCUUGGCUGUGGUGGGUCUCAUCGUGCCCCUACGUGCCCUGUCACUUACUGUCCUCACGUGCUCCAUUGCGCGGGUCCUGCCCCGGGACGUGGGCGAUGCCAGGGUCGGAGCCUUGCACUGAGGAGGGGUGGGUGCAUGGGUGGGGAGGCAGCCAAGGGGCUCAGGGACCCUGGGCACCUGCUGGCGGUGCAUCCCCAGCUGAAGCAGCCUCCCCGUAGAUCGAGGGGUUUGGCAGCAGUUUGGAAGGGGCUGGUCCCGAUCUCCGGCACACGGGUGAUGCAGCACAGCGCAUCCUUGUCCCUGGCCGUGCCAGCCUUGGGGGAGGGAAGCUGAGGUCUCUGCAUUCGUGCACUUUAUUAGCAUUUAUGAGCACUCGGGCUCUCUGCUGACUUCUUCCAGGUGGGCAGGGUCCUGCUGCACGUCUCGGUCCCCCCAGAGCACGCCUAUGGCCACUUAACCAGUAGUAACUUAACCACUACCAGUAGUACCAGUACUAACUAAGUCCUCUCCGAGGAGAGCCCAGCCAAGGGGAGUGCAGGAGGCUUUUGUGGCCAAAAGGUGUUUGAGAAACAGGGGAGCUGUUGGUUCUGGACAGCUGGGGCUUGUCUGUCCGUCCGUCCUCCCCGUGGCUGCCCUGCCUGCAGCCCUGGCAUCUCCCGAGUCUUGUUAACGUGGGGUUUCUACUCCGCUUUGAAAUGCACGAAGCCAAGCCCCUUGCCGUUGGCUCCCCACACCGUGGUGAGGUUAGUUCCCCACUUUGGAUAUGGCAGGAGGAAGGAGGCAAACCCUGAACUACUUUGGGAUUCCGCCGACUCAGGGCUCUUUCCCCAGUCGGUACAGACGGGUCUUACGCUGCUCCCAAAAAUGCCCUUACAGCGCUGAAUAUUAAGAGACCCAAAGGAAAGCCAGCCUUUACCGGCAAAGGCAGGUCCAGACACUUUGAAAUCUGCCUGGGUGCAGCCCAAAAUCUGACUUCCCACACAGGCAGGCUGCCCGCUCCACUUCAGUGGUGUUUGCUUUUCUGGACAGGCCAAGCUCCAGCAGAAGUGCUGGGGUUGCCUGCACCCUGUGCUGGGAACCGGGGGGCUCUGGGCUGAUGCCGAUGUCCUUAAAUCCAUCACGCGUAGAUCCCACGCCUGUGCCGUGCCCGGCCGUGCCCCGUGCGUUCUGCCGCCGCGCGUUGCCGCAUUGUCCUGGGCGCAGGGCUCUGGGUCCA